AAGAGACAGGUGCGGAGAGAGAGCGCCUCUCUUUGCCAACGCCCAACGCGUCAAAAGCCAACGCAAACCCCUCACCGUCUCUUCUCUUUUACUUUUCUCUCAACAAUCCAAGCUGAUCAUCUGAGCUGAAUUGGUGUGAAAUGCCAUUACACAAAAGAAAACCGUUCUCUCUUUUGGAAAGGCCUGAUGAUUUGAAGCCUGAGGAGCUGGUGUUUCAAGUUCGCUUCACCAAAGAGAUUUUUCGCGAUUAUCGUGAAUACUUGAAACGGAUAAAUCUCUAUCGUCAACGAGUUUGGACAUGCAAGAUCACUGGGAAGAGCAACUUGACUUAUGAGGAGGCACUGGUUUCAGAGAAACAGGCCAAUGAGAAGGUUCAGCAGUUUCCCAAAGAACUCAUGGAGCCUGUGCUGCGUGAUGUUCAAUUCAGCAUGCUCACUUUAAGAGAUCUUGUCAGUACUGUUGCUGCAAAGUUGCAGGAGCGCUUGUUAGAGGGUACUGAGAUAUAUGGGAGGAAGAAUAAUCGUAUAUAUCCAUGCAAAAUAGUAAAAGUAAUUGACGAGGAAGUCGAAAAAACACAAUACCAGGUAGCAUGGCUCGACAAAGAUAAGAAAGUAACUGAAAAUGCUGUGGUGAGUGGAGAAGAUUUGAUCAAGAAAAAAUUGCCAUUUGGUAGAGAUGUUUUAAAGUCUUUCAUCAGAGAUUCCACAUGUAGGAGUGUUCCUUGGGUGCUUCACGAUAAGUUGGCAGUGAAAUAUGGGAUCUCGACUAAUCCUCCUGAAGAGUUGAGAAGCAAAAUUUUGUCCAAGAGUGGUAAUAGGAAGAGGAAACUUUCUGAGGAGGCAAAUAAGGGAGAACGGAAGCAAAAGAAACUGUGCGAUGAUGCACACGAAGAAGAUGAUGUGCCCAUUAAAUAUCCGAUCGAUGAUUUAUUGGUGCAACCUGCAGCGGAUGAUCCUGUUUUUAUUCCCCGUCCUCCACCGACCAGGGAUUUUAACAUCCCAAUGGAGUGUGUUGGUGAUGUUUUGAUGGUUUGGGAUUUCUGUUGUUCUUAUAGUAAACUGUUGAACUUGUCACCAUUCUCGCUAGACGAUUUUGAAAAUGCCCUCUGCCACAAAGACAGCAAUGUAGUUCUCAUUGUCGAGUCUCAAUCUGCUCUUCUCCGCUUACUUAUAAAGGACAAUGGGGAUUAUUUUAUAGCUCUACAGAAGAAAAAACGGAAGCCAAAGUCAAUACAGAUUACAUUGGUCACCUGGACGGAUUACAUGUGUGAUUUCUUGGAACUGAUUGGCAAUGCGGAAUUAUCCAUUCACAUAUCUACCAUUAGGCGUGGUCAUUAUGGCCUUCUGGAUAUUCAUGCUAAAGUGAGCAUCUUUCUUGAAUUGGUCACUCAAGCCCUUGCAACAGACAUUAUGAGAGAGAAGCUGGAUGAGUAUAUUGAAGAGCGUCAGGCACUUGCUGCAAAAAGACGAGGUGAAGCACUGGAAGAAGGAAGAAAGAGGAGAGAGAGAAAAGAAUUGGCAAAGGCUGGGUUAAAUGGGAAGGAACAGAAUGAUCCUGCCAGAAAUGGAUCUGUGCAUCACGGUCAGAAUAGUCCGAAUGGAGAUGUUGCAAAGAAACAGGGGAACACUUCAUCCGCCCGGCAAAGAUACAGAUCGGAGAACAGUGGAAAGAAGCAAGGCAAGACAUCUGAGAAGGAUGUGAAAACGCCAAAGAUAGAUGCAGAACCCACAAUAGCAAGUAUCAAAGCAUCAACCGGAAAGGGGUCGAAGAAAUUAAUGGAUGUUGAGAAGAAGGAAACAGAGGAUAAAACAAAUAUAGAACAGAGGAAAGAAUAUCUUGAGAGGGAGAUCGAAAAGAGAUUCAUACGGACCAAUCCAUUAGGUAAAGACAGGGAUUAUAACAGGUACUGGUUUUUCCGGAAGGACUCCAGAAUAUUUGUUGAAAGUUCUGAUCACAAACAAUGGGGAUACUAUAGAACUAAAAGCGAGUUUGACUGUUUGAUGGGCUCGCUGAACCGCAAGGGUGAGCGAGAAAGGGCUCUGAAAAAGCAACUGGAGAAACGUUAUAACAAAAUAUCAGGUGAAAUGCAGAAGACAUCAAAGGAAGCUCAAAGGAUCCAAAUGGAAAUAGAGGCUGCGGUUCGAAGGUCGAGCCGUGUACGUGCACCACCAAGGGAUAAUCCAGCUCGUGCAUUUCUCAAGUACGUCAACAAGCUCAAAGAGGACUAACUUUUACAACGGAAUUUUGUUCAUGGGGUCGAUUUUUAGUGGGAUGGGGAUGCUUCUGAAGCUUAAUUUCUCAUAUUUUUGUUCUGGGGGGGGUACAACUCCACCAUGAAAGUUUAGGCCUAUAUUCAGCCUUAUAAACUGCAAAAAUUAGCCUCAUAUAUAUGAAAGACAUUUAUCGUUAACCCGAUAAAUCUCACUCGAACGUUAGUAAAGUCUGAGUGAAAUUUUUUGUACGUCUAUUUGUCAGUUGACAUCUGACAUUAUUUAUGAUUUAUUGAGUAACCUAUUAG
Molecule: messenger RNA, 2518 nt
Organism: Cynara cardunculus var. scolymus (artichoke)
Lineage: Eukaryota; Viridiplantae; Streptophyta; Magnoliopsida; Asterales; Asteraceae
Product: DDT domain-containing protein DDB_G0282237
Exons: 11
Coding region: 141-2228 (695 amino acids)
Source: RefSeq, a predicted model, not a curated record